AAAAAAUAUUUUAAAAUCCUAUGAAAAUUCAAUACAUCCCCUAAAUAGAAGUGGUGAGGGAUAGAGAAGUGAGAGUGAAGUGAUGUAAUUAAAUGUGUGGUCGCUACAUCCAUCUGAGGAAGCAGCUCUCAACCCUGGAGCCAUUGAUGGCAUCAAACUUUGACUUUCUCAGCCUGAAGCCUUAUACGCCUCCUUCGUGGGCAUCCCACCUCGACCCUAUACCUUCUCAUAUAGUCUCUCUUGCCCAUCUUCCGACUCCAAUUCACAGAUGGAACCUUCCCAACCUGCCACCCAAUACGGAAGUGUGGCUCAAGCGCGACGACCUUUCAGGAAUGCAAUUGAGUGGAAACAAAGUAAGGAAAUUGGAGUUCUUGAUGGCCGGUGCAAUUGCUGAAGGUGCCGACUCUGUCAUUACAAUUGGAGGCAUCCAAAGCAACCAUUGUCGUGCCACUGCCGUUGCUGCUAAGUAUUUGAAUCUAGAGCCUUUCCUUAUCCUCCGCACUUCUAAGCUGCUUGUUGACCAAGAUCCGGCCCUCGUAGGCAAUCUACUCGUUGAGCGUUUGGUUGGAGCGAGCCUUCAACUUAUAUCCAAAGAAGAAUACGCACAAAUUGGAAGUGUCACACUUGCCAACCUCCUCAAACAAAAGUUGAUCAAGGAAGGGAGGAGGCCAUAUGUUAUUCCCGUUGGCGGAUCAAACUCUCUUGGAACAUGGGGCUACAUCGAGGCAAUUAGGGAAAUUGAGCUGCAAAUUCAAAGUGGAACAAGCAAUGUCAAGUUUGAUGAUAUUGUUGUGGCAUGUGGCAGUGGGGGCACAAUUGCUGGUUUAGCACUGGGUUCAUCAUUGAGUACCUUGAAAGCAAGGGUGCAUGCAUUCUCCGUUUGUGAUGACCCGGAUUACUUCCACAACUUUGUUCAAGGCUUGCUUGAUGGACUUAAAGCUGGUGUUAACUCUGGAGAUAUUGUCCACAUACAAAAUGCCAAGGGUCUUGGCUAUGCAAUGAACACUUCUGAGGAGCUUAAUUUUGUAAAAGAAGUUGCUGAAGCUACAGGUGUUGUUCUUGACCCGGUAUACAGCGGUAAGGCUGCUUAUGCAAUGCUGAAAGAUAUGAAUGAAAAUCCAAAGAAAUGGGAAGGGAGGAAGAUCCUCUUCGUACAUACGGGUGGCCUCUUAGGAUUGUAUGACAAGGUCGAUCAGCUGGCUUCUUUUGUAGGGAAUUGGGAACGAAUGGAUGUUAAUGAAUCUGUUCCCAGGCAGGAUGGAAUUGGAAAGAUGUUCUAGAGAAAGAAAGAGAAAAACUUAAAUUGGUAGCAUCUAUUUCUGUAUAUCUUGCUCCAAAUAAGUUAAAUUUUAUUGCAGUGCCAACACACUGAAUCCUGAAGUUGACAUGUGAUAAUAAAAUGCACAAAAAUAAUAGGUGGAAAUGAUAAUUUUUUUAUUAAUGUAUUUUAAAUUUCAAAAGUAUUGUAACAAUAGACUAAAUUUGAAGACUUUAUAUAAAUCCUCCAAUAUAAUUAU
This is a messenger RNA of Trifolium pratense (red clover), 1517 nucleotides long. RefSeq names its product putative D-cysteine desulfhydrase 1, mitochondrial. Lineage: Eukaryota; Viridiplantae; Streptophyta; Magnoliopsida; Fabales; Fabaceae. The coding region runs from base 93 to 1280 and encodes 395 amino acids. Gene Ontology annotation, molecular function: D-cysteine desulfhydrase activity. The record is from RefSeq and is a predicted model, not a curated record. The transcript is spliced from 8 exons.